AUGCCCGCCAGACCUCGAUCCGUGCCUCCCACUUUGUCCACCAGCACCCGCGUCACCCGCAGCAGCCACGCCAACCUCCCCUCGCCGUCCGACGGCCUCAUCGCCGUGCACCGCACCAGCACCAUCAACCACGAUCCUGCCGCCGCUGCCGUCAACACUACCACUAGCAAUGCCGCCGCCUCCUCCUCCUCCCUCGCCGGCUCGCGCCUCGCCGCGCAGGCCGACGCCCUCGCCAAGAUGACGCUGGAGAUGAACCUGCGCUCCGUCAGUAAGCAGGCCGACCGCCUGGAGCGGGAGCUGCGGGCGCUCGUACGGAGCACAGCCCAGGACGAGGCCUUUCGCGCGCAGCACGAAAGCCGCCUGCAGGACAUGUGGAAGGAGAUUCUCGCCGUCAAGGCGCACGUGGCCCGGGACGACGACCGCCGCGACACCAAGAACCUCGCCGACGAGGAGUGCAGGCGGGAGACGCGCCGCGUCAUGGACCAGAUGCGCAGCGAGGUCGCGGGCGUCAGGGAAAUGGUCAGCGGGCUGGCGUCGACGCUCGCCGAGAUGCCGUCCGCGGAGCAGAUGCAGGCCGCGCUGAGCCAGAGCAGCGAGGGCGAUGCCGCAAGGGACCGGCAAGAGGAUCCGGGUUCGAAGCAGCAGCAGCAGCAACGUCGCUCAUCAUCGAGUCCGUCGAUACAGACUCGCAUCCAGGACGCCAUCAAGUCUACCCGGCGCUGGAACCGCGACCACAAGACGACUCGCCUCGGCGAGGCCAUCUUUUGCGCCAACUACUUCAGGCAGCAGUCGAAGCGCGACGCCCGCAUGGCCGUGUUCCUGCAGCGGUCCGUCCAGCGGCGCGUGCAGGCGCGCUUUCCUGGCCGCCCGCUGCGGCCGCACAGCCUCGAGGACUUUUGCAAAGUGGUGCAGUGGACGGAUAUCAAGGCGGUGGUGGAGGAGCUGCUCCUGCGGAACACGACGGACGUGAUGGACGCGUUGCAGAAUAUAUGA
Messenger RNA from Akanthomyces muscarius, 993 nucleotides. RefSeq lists its product as uncharacterized. The transcript is spliced from 2 exons. The record is from RefSeq and is a predicted model, not a curated record. NCBI's taxonomy places the organism in Eukaryota, Fungi, Ascomycota, Sordariomycetes, Hypocreales, Cordycipitaceae. The coding region runs from base 1 to 993 and encodes 330 amino acids.